AUGGCGCUCGCGCCUCCUGGGCCGUCGCCGGCCGCGCCCUACGGCAGCGACGGCUCCCUGAGCGCCGACGAGCCCGACUUCAUCCCCCUGCCCGACUCGCCCGCUUCCCCCCCGCCGGACGUCAGCGCGCCGCGCCGCGACGUCUCCUGCCGGCUGGACGUUCGCGGGCCGGACGGGCGAGGCCCAGGGAUCAAUGCAAGCCGCCCACAGCAGCAGGCAUCCGGUCAGGGGAUCCCCGAGAGCGUUGUCGUUGGGCGGCAUCCCUGCGCUUUGUCACCCGCAGCCCGUUGUGGCGAUGUGGAAGCCUUGCCUGCAGGCGCGGCGGGGAUGAGCGCGCCAGUUUGCGGCGACGUGGGGGCGCAGGUGACGCAGGGUCAGUUUUCCGGCCUGCCCGCCGCGAAUGCGGUCGGCGUGAUGGGGUGCCAGCCCCUGGUGCCCGGGGUGGGGUACCUGUGCGCGCCCGGCAGCCUGGUGCUGGUGCCAGCGGGGCAGGGGAUGGGACCCGGGCUGCAGGCGGCGGCCGCGGGGCAGGCGCCUCUGGGGGGAUGCCAGGUCUCGGGGUGGCCGCUGCGGCUGGUGGGGGCUCCGGUGUGCGCGAACCACAUCGUGGUGUCGGCGGUUCCGGUCGGCGACGGACCGGCCGGCGGACAGCUGCAGGCGCUCGCGGCGGAAGCCAGGCAACCUCAAGAGGAAGAUGUGGCCCGUGUGGCGUCCAUUAAAUCGCCAGCUUCGCUGGACCCUUUGACCCAAGGAGUGGACAUGCGGGGAAGGAACCAGCAGCUAUUUGGCUGCCAUCAUCCCCAAGUUUGCAACCAGGGUUUCACUGUUGAGAGAUCACCCUCAACUGCAGGGAACGCUUGGUGUGGCAACCAUCAGCAUGGAGCAUGGCGGAAACGACCUAAGACUAGGGCUCGGGAGCCUGAGGGGAGGUGGGAGCAUGACAAAUUUGAAGAACUGGAGCACGACUGGCGGCUGAAAGACCGAGCGAGGGAGUUGCGUGCAAGCCGCGUGCGUGCAGCGUUGGCCCGUCGCGAGCGGUCCAUCCCCAAGGGCAGUGUGGCGCUGCCAGUCCGGCCCACACCACUGGCGCCCCGUUCGGACAGGGGUGUCGCAAAGAAAUUCAAAAAGCGCAAACACCAGUACACAACAUUUGACGGUGUCCCACUGCGAAUGAGCAAAUUGGCAUUGGGCGAGAAACCCAAGGGACACAGGUCUGACCUGCCCACCAGAAGCACGGCGGACGAAAGCAAGCCCACUUUGCGUGAGAGAUUGCUGGCCAUGCACGGCUUCCUGGGACACUGCGAGGCCAUUGCGAGAAACAUCAAGGAAAGCGGAGAGCUGACGAGCAGAUCCAGACAGGCGUUCGACAAAAUGCAGCGCUGGAAAUUUGACAUGAAAUGGGCCGAGCAGGUCAUGUUGGACCCCGCAAGCAGGUUGCCGAAGGAGCAUGGAGACAAGGAUGACUGGAAGGCGGCCAAGCGGUGCAAAGGUCGGGCGCAACCCGUGGUAAAGGUCAAGGAAGAGCCCGGGAACUAG
Ostreobium quekettii is the source of this 1536-nucleotide messenger RNA. The record is from the annotation of a GenBank genome assembly. NCBI's taxonomy places the organism in Eukaryota, Viridiplantae, Chlorophyta, Ulvophyceae, Bryopsidales, Ostreobiaceae.